ACCCACGAAGAAGAAGCCUGCUGCGCACGUGCUGACGUCCAUCUUGACGUCGUUCCACAGUUCCUGUGGUUCUCGUAGCAAAGCAGGAGGUGUGAUGGUGUUGUUGUGUAGCUAAAGUUGCUGGUUUGAUGGCGGGUUGUGGUGCUUUAGGGCAACGUGUGAAUGUCUGUGGUGAAAAGGUGUUGGGUUGAGCCCCAGAGAGAGAUUAGCAACGAGCAGAAAGUGCUGCUGAAGAAAGAUUGACGGAGUUGAAAGAAGUCUUGGUGGAGCCGGAGGAAGAGAUGGAGGAUGAGCGCGGACUGCUGGAUUUCAGCCGGAUCCCCCUGAUAAUCUUACAGCGAAUAGGCUGACUGAAGUCCAGAAGAUGGAGAACAGAGCAGAACCUCCAGGAUCCAUCUGUCCGUCUAUGAGGAGCGACUGGUCCAAACAAAGUUCUCCAGACUUCAGUGAAGAACCUGGACCCUCAGAAGGGAGGAAGAGGAGCAGCGUUGAUGUGGAGGUGCAGAGGUCCUGCUGUGCUUUGUGUCAGAAGGUCCUGAUGGACCUGGUCUCUACCAGCUGUGGACACUGGUUCUGCAGACAGUGCAUCACGUCAUACUGGGUCCAGUCUGCUCCAUCAGGACCCUCCUCCUGUCCCCAGUGUGGAGAAAGACCCAGAAGAGGAGCUGGACUGCUGGCAGCCAAUCAGGGCAGCUGUGCUCCAGAUGUUGGUCUGCAGGAGGUUCUAGAGGAACAUAAGAUCAGUCUGAGGAGGAGAUGUGAAUGUGUGACUGAAGGAAGUGAUGAACUAGUAAGAACAACCCUCCUCAACAGGAUCUACACUGAUCUCUACAUCACAGAGGGACAGAGUGAAGAGGUUAAUACCCAACAUGAGGUGAAGCAGCUGGAGAGAGCUUCCAGGAUCCAGAACCUCCAUGACUCUCCAAUCAGAUGCCACGACAUCUUUAAAGCCUUACCUGACCAACAUGGAGCCAUCAGAGUGGUUCUGACCAACGGCGUCGCUGGUGUUGGAAAAACCUUCUCAGUGCAGAAGUUCACUCUGGACUGGGCCGAGGGCUUGGAGAACCAAGAUGUCCAUGUGGUGGUUCUGCUGUCAUUCAGGGAGCUGAACCUGAUCAGAGGUGAGCAGCACAGUCUUCUCACGCUGCUCCAUGUUUUCCAUCCAACCCUCCAGAAGCUCCCAGCAGAGCAGCUGGCUCGCCACAAACUUCUCUUCAUCUUUGACGGCCUGGAUGAAAGCAGACUUUCUCUGGACUUCAAAGACAGUCGGCUGGUUUCUGACGUCACACAAAAGUCAUCAGUUGACGUUCUGCUGACAAACCUCAUCAAGGGGAACCUGCUUCCCUCGGCUCUGGUCUGGAUCACCUCCAGACCUGCAGCGGCCAAUCAGAUCCCUCCUUCAUGUGUUGCCAGGGUAACAGAGGUCCGAGGCUUCACCGACGCCCAGAAGGAGGAGUACUUCAGGAGGAGGUUCAGUGAUGAAGAGCUGUCCAGCAGAAUCAUCUCCCACAUCAAGACCUCCAGGAGCCUCCACAUCAUGUGUGGAAUCCCAGUCUUCUGCUGGAUCACUGCUACGGUUCUGGAGAACAUGUUGACCACAGAGCAGAGAGGAGAGCUGCCCAAGACCAUGACUGACAUGUACUCUCACUUCCUGCUGGUCCAGACCAGGAGGAAGAACAAGUACCAUGGAGGACAUGGGAGGAGUCCACAGGAGCUGAUGGAGGCUGACAGGGAAGUUCUCCUGAAGCUGGGGAGGCUGGCGUUAGAACAUCUGGAGAAAGGAAACAUCAUGUUCUACCAAGAAGACCUGCAGCAGUGUGGUCUGGAUGUCACAGAGGCCUCAGUGUACCCAGAAGUUUGUACAGAGAUCUUCAAGAGAGAGAGCGUGAUCUUCCAGAACGCAGUCUACUGCUUUGUUCAUCUGAGCAUUCAGGAGUUUCUGGCUGCAGUCUACAUGUUCCACUGCUUCACCAGCAGGAACACAGAGGUGGUGCAGAACUUCCUGGGACAAAAAUACAGUGGAACAUCUCUGGAUGACUUCCUGAAGAGAAUCAUGGAUAAAUCCCUCAGAAGUGAAAAUGGCCACCUGGACCUGUUUGCUCGCUUCCUUCAUGGUCUCUCUGUGGAGUCCAACCAGAGACUCUUAGGAGGCCUGCUGGGUCAGACAGAGAACAGUCCAAAAACCAUCCAGAGAGUCAUCAAAAACCUGAAGGAAAACACUGGUGGAAUCUCUCCUGACAGAAGCAUCAACAUCUUCCACUGUCUGAUGGAGAUGAAGGACCUCUCAGUUUAUCAGGAGAUCCAACAGUUACUGAAAUCAGAGAACAGAUCAGAGGAGCUCUCAGAGUAUCAGUGCUCAGCUCUGGCCUACAUGCUGCAGAUGUCAGAGGAGGUUCUGGAUGAGUUGGACCUGGAGAAGUACAACACAUCAGAAGAAGGACGACGGAAACUGAUUCCAGCUGUGAGGAACUGCAGAAAGGCUCGACUAGUGGGCUGUUGGCUCUACUGGACUGAAUGUGAAGUUGUGGCCUCAGCUCUGAAGUCCAACCCCUCCCUGACUGACCUGGAAAUAGAUCAGAUCUAUGAUGGAUAUAGAACCAUUGGAGACUCUGAGAUGAAGCGUCUCUGUGAGAUCCUGGAGACUCCAUUCUGUAAAGUAAAGAAGCUGAAGUGAACCCCGCCUCUCAC
Fundulus heteroclitus (mummichog) is the source of this 2688-nucleotide messenger RNA. Its product is annotated as NLR family CARD domain-containing protein 3-like. The record is from RefSeq and is a predicted model, not a curated record. Lineage: Eukaryota; Metazoa; Chordata; Actinopteri; Cyprinodontiformes; Fundulidae. Gene Ontology annotation, molecular function: metal ion binding. The transcript has 7 exons. Bases 365 to 2674 code for a protein of 769 amino acids.